Messenger RNA from Mycena indigotica, 516 nucleotides. RefSeq lists its product as uncharacterized. The record is from RefSeq and is a predicted model, not a curated record. The coding region runs from base 13 to 516 and encodes 167 amino acids. The transcript is spliced from 3 exons. Lineage: Eukaryota; Fungi; Basidiomycota; Agaricomycetes; Agaricales; Mycenaceae.
UUACAUCUUACGAUGGGUGACUCUCUCGUGAACUGGACUACGACGCGUUUGUCAGAGCUAUACGCAGCUCCCGAGCCCGAGCCUACAGGGAAAGCAACUGAACAUGUUGACCGCGCUACACAACUCAGUUCACUUCUGGGCACAACUUUCGCACCAGAGGCGGAAAUCUAUCUCAAUCACAAACGCGUUGAGCAGGCUGCUUUUGCCGAUUUUCUGAACCAAGGCCGCGCAUUAACGACGAGAGACGAAGUCCAAUGCAAUAACGAAGACUGCGUCGAAACCCCUUUGGAUCAGGAAAACCCAGAGGCUGGGAGCAUUGUUGCAGGGACGGCCACAGUCAUUCACACCCAUCCGUGGCGGAUACGGGCUGCACCUGCCAAGACACGCAUUAUCAUUGUCUUCAGCGCAAAAAUCACCAAGUCCCCCGAACCGCGAAUUGUCCAGUUGUUCCAUACCUGGGCGUCGAAGCCUUUCCCGAUUAUCAUGCCCCACCAGCAAGUCAGCAAUGCCUUGUGA